Messenger RNA from Penicillium mononematosum, 786 nucleotides. RefSeq lists its product as uncharacterized. Lineage: Eukaryota; Fungi; Ascomycota; Eurotiomycetes; Eurotiales; Aspergillaceae. Gene Ontology annotation, molecular function: thiopurine S-methyltransferase activity. Bases 1 to 786 code for a protein of 261 amino acids. The record is from RefSeq and is a predicted model, not a curated record. The transcript has 3 exons.
AUGACGACUCCUACCAACAUUGAUCCCAAGGAUAUUCAAGCAUACUGGGCUAAAUACCAAGAUGACAAGUAUGUUGAGGGCUGGGCCUCCCUCUGGGACAAAGGUAAUCUACCCUGGGAUCGUGGCUUCCCCAACCCCGCGCUAGAAGACACCCUGGUCCAACGAACAGGCACCAUUGGCGGGCCCAUCGCCCAGGACGGUCAGAGGCGGAAGGCCCUGGUACCGGGCUGUGGACGUGGAGUCGAUGUACUCCUUACUGGCGAGCUUUGGAAUGAGGAGAAGGAGAACCAUAGCCGGUACCGCGUGCGAGAUGAGAAAGUCGGAAAAGGGAAGAUCACUUUCGUCCAGGGGGAUUUCUUUGAUGAUACCUGGUUGAAGGAAAUUGGAGUACCUCGAAAUGGAUUUGAUAUUAUUUAUGAUUACACGUUUUUCUGUGCUCUGAACCCAGAGCUCCGUCCGAAAUGGGCUCUCCGACACACCGAGCUCCUUUCUCCCUCACCUGCAGGCUAUCUGAUCUGUCUGGAAUCUCCGCGUCAUAAGAACCCCUUGGCCCCCGGCCCUCCAUUUGCCUCUCCCUCCGAGGCCUACAUGGAGCACCUGAGCCACCCCGGUGAGAAGAUCUCCUACAACGAUAAGGGUCUUGUCAAUGCGGACCCGUCGCGAGAGCCCAGCAAGACGGGCCUGGAGAGAGUUGCGCACUGGCAGCCAGAGCGCACGCACACUGUGGGCCAGGGUGAGAAUGGGGUGAUCCAUGACAGAGUCUCUAUUUGGCGUCGACGUGACUAG